This is a messenger RNA of Caretta caretta (loggerhead turtle), 5370 nucleotides long. RefSeq names its product pitrilysin metallopeptidase 1 (gene PITRM1). The record is from RefSeq and is a predicted model, not a curated record. Gene Ontology annotation, biological process: protein processing. Lineage: Eukaryota; Metazoa; Chordata; Testudines; Cheloniidae. Gene Ontology annotation, cellular component: mitochondrial matrix. Gene Ontology annotation, molecular function: metalloendopeptidase activity; metal ion binding.
GGGCGGAGCCGCCCCGCCAGAGGCCCCAGGCAGCGGCAGGCCCGGACGCGGCCCGGCGUGGCGCCUCAGUCGGGUUCCUGCGCCGGGGGUCACGGGCUGCGCCAUGUGGGGCCGCUACCGGGCGGCGCGGCGGCUGCUGUUGCUGAGCCUCAGCCGGACUUUGAAUCAAAAGUCAUGGAGGUGGAAGAGUGGGCCUGCAAAUGAAAGAGCACUACAGUACAAGAUAGGAGAACAAAUCCAUGGGUUCACUGUAAACCAGGUAGAAGCUGUUCCUGAGCUAUUCCUAACUGCAGUGAAGCUUAGUCAUGAGAACACAGGAGCCAAAUAUUUACAUGUGGCACGUGAGGACUCCAAUAAUCUAUUCAGUGUACAAUUUCGUACCACCCCAUUGGACAGUACUGGUGUUCCACAUAUCCUUGAACACACCGUGCUUUGUGGUUCUCAGAAGUAUCCUUGCAGAGAUCCUUUCUUUAAAAUGUUAAACAGAUCACUGUCCACUUUCAUGAAUGCAUUCACAGCCAGUGAUUACACACUCUACCCAUUUUCAACACAAAAUCCAAAGGAUUUUCAGAAUCUCCUGUCUGUGUAUUUGGAUGCUGCUUUUUUCCCAUGUUUGCGACAACUAGAUUUCUGGCAAGAAGGUUGGAGGUUAGAGCAUGAGAAUCCAACUGAUCCUCAGACACCACUAGUCUUCAAAGGAAUUGUUUUUAAUGAAAUGAAAGGGGCAUUUACAGACAAUGAGAGGUUAUUCUCACAACACCUACAGAAUAAACUCCUUCCUGAUCACACUUAUGGUGUAAUAUCUGGUGGAGACCCAUUAAGUAUUCCUGACCUUACAUGGGAACAGCUUAAACAGUUCCAUGCCACUCAUUAUCAUCCAAGCAAUGCUAGGUUCUUCACUUAUGGUAACUUCCCAUUGGAGCAGCAUUUAAAACAAAUUCAUGAAGAAGCGCUGACUAAGUUUCAUAGAAUUGAACCAAAUACUGCCAUCCCAGUACAGCAACUCUGGGAUAAGCCUAGAGAGCAUCAUGUGAAAUGUGGCUCAGAUUCAUUUGCUGCAGACCCUACAAAGCAGACAACUAUCAGUGUUAGCUUCUUGCUGACAGACAUUACAGAUACUUAUGAAACUUUCACGCUUAACCUGUUGUCUUCGCUGUUGGUUGGUGGACCUAAUUCUCCCUUCUACAAAGCCUUACUUGAGGCCAAUCUUGGUACAGACUUUUCUCCUGAUGUUGGGUUUAAUGGCUGCACGCAAGAGGCUUACUUCAGUGUAGGCCUGCAGGGAAUUGCUGAGAAAGACAUAGAAACCAUCAAACAAAUUACUGCUAGAACAAUAGAUGAAGUUAUUGAGAAAGGAUUUGAGGAAGAGAGGAUUGAAGCCCUACUUCACAAAAUUGAAAUCCAGAUGAAGCAUCAGUCUACAAGUUUUGGACUUGCCCUGACAUCAUACAUAGCCUCCUGCUGGAAUCAUGAAGGAGACCCUGUGGAACUUUUGAAGAUUUCAGACAAAGUGACUCAGUUCAGGCAGCACCUCAAGGACAGCCCAACAUUUCUUCAAGAAAAAGUUAAACAGUAUUUUAAGGAUAAUCCACAUAGAUUGACUCUGUCGAUGAGUCCAGAUGAAAGCUACUAUGAAAAACAAGCAAAAUUGGAAGCCGAAAAACUGAAACAAAAAGUUAAUGCUCUUUCUGAAGAAGAGAAGAAACAAACGUAUGAAAAAGGUUUGGAAUUAAUUGCUCUUCAAAGCAAACCUCAGGAUACCUCCUGUCUCCCAGCUCUAAAAGUAUCUGAUAUUGAGCCCACAAUCCCAUUCACUGAGCUGGAGAUGACAUUUGCAGCUGAUGAAAUCCCUGUCCAAUACUGUUCUCAGCCAACCAAUGGGAUGGUAUAUUUCAGAGCUGUUUCCAGCUUGAAUACACUUCCAGAGGAGCUCAAACCAUACGUGCCACUCUUCUGCAGGGUCAUUACUAAAAUGGGCUGCGGAGCGCUUGGUUACAGAGAGCAAGCCCAGCAAAUGGAGCUAAAAACAGGUGGCAUGUCUGUCAGCCCACACAUCGUUCCAGAUGAUUCGCAUCUGGAUGCGUAUGAACAGGGUGUGCUUUUUUCUUCUCUGUGCCUGGAUAGAAAUCUGCCAGACAUGAUGCACUUAUGGAGUGAAAUCUUUAACAACCCACACUUUGAAGAAGAGGAACAUUUUAGGGUACUGGUUAAGAUGACUGCACAAGAGCUGUCAAAUGGCAUUCCUGAUUCUGGGCAUUUAUAUGCAUCUGUUCGAGCUAGCAAAACCCUUACGCCUGCUGGAGAGUUACAAGAAAUGUUUAAUGGCAUGGAUCAGGUGAAACUGAUUAAGCGAAUUGCAGAAAUGUCUGAUAUUAAACCAGUACUACGCAAACUACCACGCAUUAAGAAAUAUUUAUUAAACAGUGAUAACAUGAGAUGUUCAGUGAAUGCUACACCUCAACAGAUGUCACAAGCAUCUAAAGAAGUAGAAAACUUUUUAAAGGGCAUCGCUAGAAGCAAAAAAGAGAGAAAACCUGUCCGCCCCUAUGUGAUUGAGAAAUCUCCAGAGCCCGUGCCUAUUGGAAGGGAAAGGCUUAAUUGUUCACAAAUCACAAGAAAACUAAUUACUGAGCCCACUUUCAAACCAUGUCAGAUGAAGACCCAUUUUCUACUUUCCUUCCCAGUGAAUUAUGUUGGAGAAUGCAUUCGAACUGUUCCCUACACAGCUCCUGAUUAUGCAAGCCUUCGGAUCCUUGCACGGUUGAUGACAGCUAAAUUCUUGCAUAGGGAAAUCAGAGAGAAAGGAGGUGCUUAUGGAGGAGGUGCUACACUCAGUCAUAGUGGCAUAUUCACCUUCUAUUCUUACAGGGAUCCAAAUUCUAUAUCAACCUUUUCAACUUUUGAAAAAGCAGCUGAAUGGGCUCAGUCUGGGGAAUUUGCACAGCAAGACAUUGACGAAGCCAAGCUUGCGGUGUUUUCAGCUGUAGAUACUCCUAUAGCUCCUUCAGACAAAGGGAUGAAUUAUUUCUUGAACGGCAUCUCAGAUGAGAUGAAGCAGAGACACAGGGAGCAGCUUUUUGCUGUCAGCCGUGAUCACCUGAUCAAUGUGGCAAACAAAUACCUUGCAGGUGGGAAGAGCACCCGAGGACUGGCUGUACUAGGCCCAGAGAAUCCAUGCAUUGCCAAAGAUCCAUCCUGGGUCAAACGAUAACAUUUGUUAUCACUGAUAAUGUUUGUUACUGACAAUGGCUUAAAAGAAAUAAAACAAGCCAAUUCAUAAGUGACUAAGGCACAUUAGAAUUUUUAAUUUUCCUGCUAAGGUCCAAGUGAAAGGUCAUCAAUACAACUUUACAUGCAACAGGCCACUCAGCUGUCUUUCCUCAAAGAAAUUAAGUCUGCCAAAGAAGGUUCAUCUCUACAACUGCAUUGUAUUUAAGAAUGAAAACUAUUUGUUCAUCUAUAGCUAAAGCAACUCUUCAGUUCCUCCAUAAUUAACUGCCGCACAAAAAUGUGGAUUUUAAUAACUUCUAAAUAUACACAUUGUUUUGUAAAAAUCAAGCUAAGACUUAAAUUUUAAAAUAUGUUUAGCUUAAAUCAUGUUUUCUUACAAUAUCUGUAUUUUUAAACCUCCACUGUUGGGCAUAAACAGAUUUGUUACACCUACACUGGUACUUCACAAGUCUUUCCUAGUGUGUUGAGUUUUCCAUAAUUAAGUUGUGCAAGACUCAGCUUCUCCAUAACUAUUCUUGUUACAUUGUAUUGUCUACACUACAACUUACAUUUUUAAUGAUAAGAGUGGCAAUGUUGGCUCAAAACAUGUCUCUCUACAACUCAAGGUUAAUAAUUGAUAGCUACAGGACAGGGAAAAGAUGGUUUUAUUCAUAACAGGACUAUUUUGAUGGUGCUCCAACCUGUGUGACCCUGGGCCAGUUCUUCCUCCCAGUACUGAAUGGAGUUCUCAAGGUGCUGUUUUGUCCUCUGUUUACCUUUUGGCUAAAGUUCGACAGCUAAAUGUUGUGAGACAACCACGAUUUUGUUGUGGAGAAAAAACUGCUGUGUCAACCGUAACCUUAACCAUCGUGGUUAUAACCUGGUCUCAAAUGUUUCAGCUGAUCACAGAAAAGAGUCCUCAGUCCUGGGUGUGAUUGAGGGUUGCCCUGUUGUCUGCAACAAGCUGAGGUUAGUGAGCAUGACCUCUAGGGUAUGCCUAUGCUGCAGCUUGGAGUGAGCCUCUCAGCAUGGGUAGACAGACUUGCUUCACUUGAGCUAGCAUGCUAAACAUAAGAGUGUGGACAUUACAGCUGGGGCUAGCCAGCCAGCCUUGGACCCAGGUGGCUAGCCUGAGCCUCUGCCAGAACAGCUACAUCCACACUAUUUUUAGCUUGAUAGAGCUCAUGAAGUUAAGCUUGAGCCACCAGCCAUUCCAAACUGCUAUUUUUAGCUUGAGCCAAGCUAGCAUGAGCUGGGAAUCUCAUCUCCCAGCUGUCCUGUAGCCAUAACCUAAAGGACACACAAAGGAGGUUAACAGCCAUCUUCACAGGGUUAACAGCUUUAGUAUUGCCUUUAAUAGUAAUUUUUAGUGUGUUACUUCCUCUCUAGGGGAGGUGUGGGGGGUAGUUCAAAUUAAUGCAGCUUCAUUGUGCAGAUGCGGUACAGAAAAAUCUGCAGACACCCUGCUCUUAAUCCCUCCUGCCGUUCUACAAGCGAAGAAAGAACAGUUAUUUGCUUCCUGUUAGAAUGCAAAUAAAGUUGCUCCUACUUUCUUCAGUGGUGUUCUCCUGUUAGCUGUAAUUUGUUAGUUUUUAGAUAACUUGAAGUCACACAUGUGGUUUGCAACAAUACUUUUAUUCCACUUCAGAUACAUAGAUUCACUCUGUAACUUGACACAACUAGCCUUCUACAUAUAUUCUGAGUAUAGACUCUAUCUCUGAGAUAAAAUGUGCUAGAUGAAUGACUUAUCACACUGAGUGCAUAGAAUUGUGUUAAACUUAAGGAUCAGGCCAGUAAUUGGUAUUUUGUAAAUUGGGUGCUAAGGUCUGCUUUAAACCUAGGAUAAUACUGGGCAAGGAACUUGUGUGACAUUUGCAUUUCUGAAUUCACAUAAAGUGCUGGUACAAUAAUUUAAAUGUUACAAACAAAGCUGUAAUCAAUAUGCUAAAGCACUGUUACGCACAACAUAGGUUUAUUACAACUUUAUCUAAAAUAAUGGUCUCUUCUUAGAUGGCUCCAGUUUCUGCUUCUUUUGGGCUGUGCCUAGCUACAUGCUCUAGUUGACCUGAAUCUGAAACAUCGUAGCUAGUCUUGUAUUUGGCCAGAAUUUUCAUCAGAGGUCGAAGUUUCAGCCACCACUGUUCCUUAGGAAUUCUGUGC